Messenger RNA from Seriola aureovittata, 1657 nucleotides. It is a transcript of the gene stx18, whose product is annotated as syntaxin 18. Gene Ontology annotation, biological process: retrograde vesicle-mediated transport, Golgi to endoplasmic reticulum; intracellular protein transport. NCBI's taxonomy places the organism in Eukaryota, Metazoa, Chordata, Actinopteri, Carangiformes, Carangidae. Gene Ontology annotation, molecular function: SNAP receptor activity. The transcript has 11 exons. The coding region runs from base 36 to 1010 and encodes 324 amino acids. Gene Ontology annotation, cellular component: endoplasmic reticulum; membrane; SNARE complex. The record is from RefSeq and is a predicted model, not a curated record.
UGUCAGUUUGUUUACAGCGCUGCAGCUGCACGAACAUGGCUGUGGAUAUAACUUUACUCUUCAAAGCCAGCGUGAAGACAGUAAAAACCAGAAACAAGGCGAUAGGAAUAGGCUUUGACUCUACCAAAGAUGAAAUUUUCAAGCGGAGCAGACCCAAGAGCGGCUUCUCUCCGAAGGCGAAGGAAGUGAUCACAAACAUCACCAAGCUGAAAGACUUUCUGCUACAACACAGGAAAGAUUAUGUGAGCGCCGGAAGUCUCAUCUCGUCAGAUCUUACCCGUAUGACGGACAGUGAACGAGAUCAGAUCGACCAGGAUGCUCAGAUCUUCAUGAGGACGUGUUCUGAAGCCAUCAAGCAGCUACGCAAUGAAGCAGAGAAGAAGGUGACAUCAGCCCAGAUAAAGGAACACAGAGGGGCAGUGCUGGACCUCAUUGAAAUGUAUCUGAAAGGAGUGUGUAAGCUGUACUCUGAGCAGAGAGCAAUUAGAGUCAAGAGAAUGGUGGACAAGAAGAGGAUGUCCAGACUGGCCCCAGAACACCACAGUCAUGUGGAGAAAACGCGUGAGGUGGAGCCCACAGAGGAGAAAACUGUCAAGGAAGAAAGUUCUGAGAAAAGUGUGUCAGAGGUCCUGGACAACACUGUGGAACACCUGUGGGAGGAAGGCCGAGUGGAGGACGAGCUCUCUCCUGAGGAGAUCCAAAUGUUUGAGCAGGAAAACCAGAGGUUGGUGAGUGAGAUGAACAGCCUGGUGGAUGAAGUGAGGCAAAUCGAGGGGAAGGUGGUGGAAAUCUCUCGACUUCAGGAGAUCUUUGCUGAGAAAGUCCUGCAACAAGAAACAGAGAUAGACAGUAUUCAUCAGCUGGUUGUGGGUGCUACGGAGAACGUGAAAGAAGGCAAUGAGGAUAUACGAGAGGCAAUCAAAAACAACGCCGGCUUCCGAGUAUGGAUCCUCUUCUUCCUCGUCAUGUGCUCUUUCUCUCUCCUUUUUCUGGACUGGUAUGACAGCUAACAUAGCUGCCAGCAUGGACUCUAUACAACAGGAAACCUCCUGGCUCUGGCACGUAUUGGUUAUCUCAUAAAGAAAUGACAACAGCACACUGUAUGAAUGUACCACUUCCCAUGCUGAACCCGGUGGACAAGUUGUUCUUCAUGAAGAUUCUGGAUUGAAGUGGAGAUGGCAGUUUGUUCUUCUCUGGUCUUAACUAUCAGUUAAUCUUUGUCCAGUGCUUUUAGUGCAGCAUCAGUGUUUACAAGCACUUCUGUCGAGUCGAGCUUUGUCAGGAGCACUGUAUUCACUCUAAGUGUGUGUAUCGUUGGACACUGUCUUUUAUCUUCCACUAAAUGAAAUAAUGGUUUGAUUGGCUGCAACCCUUCUUGUCUGACUGACUGAAAAAACAGAUUUUGUUUUUUGUUGAUCCUUCUUGGAACCAACUUUAACGCACUAGAGGAUACUGUGUAGACUUGCAUCUUGUCUUUGCAGUCUCAUGUAUUUAAAUAUAUUGUAAACUUAGGAACCUCAAUGACAUAUGUGUUAUAAUUCACUGUCAAACCAUUGAGAAUGUUUUGCUUUCCAGGCAUUUAUUUGAUAUCUGUCACAGCAUAACUGUACUGACACACCACUCACAGUAGUAAAACUAAACAAUAUUCUUAAUUAAA